UGCUGGCUGGGCCAGGCGCCGGGCCUGGGCGGGGAGGAGGAGCGGCAGCCGGCGGGGCGGAGCGGCGGCUGCCAUGAGCUCAGCCGGGGACCGGCGGCGAGGUGCCGCGGAGGUGAUGCUGCGGCCGGAGGAGCCGCCGGAGCCCCGGGCGGGGGCGGGGGCUGCGGCUGAGAAGAGCGGGGCUCGGCGGCUCGCCCCCUACCUGAGCCCGCCGCCCGGCGAGGAGGUGAAGGACAUGGAAGAGACGAUCGAAGAGCUGUUGAGGAGGCUGGACGAGUUCUGCGGGAUAACGGACGCGAUUAGAAGUGAUACAUCAGAGAUCCUGGACGAGACCAUUCCACUUAUUAAAGACAAGGUGAUGGAAAUGAAUCACAUCUAUGCCAAAAUUGAUAAAUUAGAGGCUUUUGUUAAAAUGGUUGCACAUCAUGUUUCCUUCCUAGAAGAGCAAGUGCUUGAAGCAGAGAAGAGCCAUGGCACCUUUCUUAAUACUGUUUGCAAAUUAUUUCAGUGUGCAACUAUCUCGUCAUUUAAAAACAGACAUCCUCUAUCAGCAGCACGCCCCUAUGACCUGCCAAAACUCUACCGAACUGAAGACUUUUUUCCUAUGAACUAUGUAGGUACUAAGUAUCAAAAUGAUUAAUUUUUGACUACCAAAAGGUUUUUAGGAAAGGCUGUCCGGGUGUAUUCUUACGGUUCGUACUUUAUGACAUUAGGAAGAAGCAACUGUUCCAUUUCAGAUCUUUGGCUAGCAUCUCUAAGGGAAGCUAAAAAUUUCUGAUCAUAUUGUAGAUCACAUUUAUGCUAAGAUUUGAUCACAGUAGUUUGCCCUUACUUGAUAAGCUUCCUAAAUCAAUUAAGAAAAUGUAUAAAAACUCACUUUGUUUACCUUCACAUUUUUAUACUUAAAAUGAUCAGAAGGUUGAAGAGUGCUGCAGUAUAGCACGUUAAAACUGUCAAGUAAUGUGCUAAUACUGCCAGCUUCACAAAUGUACAAAUGUUCAGAUUUUACAAGAGAACGUGAAGUCAAUGUCAAAAUCUUAAAAUUCAAUAAACUGCACAUGGCUGAAGCUUCCAGCACUCUAGGAAUAGGAGUUUACAAGCUGUUGUGUAAUAUAACUUGAAUGGUACAAAUAAACUUUCUGCAAAGCUGUUAUGGACCUUUGGAUGUGCCAUUUUGUAAUGCAGAUGCUAUUUAGCCAGGACCAGGAGUAGCAUAGUUCAUCUAUGCUGCUGUACCUUUUUUUAUUUUUUUUUUUUACUUCAAAAUAGGUCUAGGGAAACAAAAACCACUCAAUUCUCUGAAUAAGGAACAUUUGGAAGAGAAGGUUAUAUACUUUUCAGAUGACUGGCUUUGCACAGAGUACAAUAUGGAGAAAUAGAAAUAAAUGCUCUUGUUUUAAAAAUACCUGUGAAAAAACUCAAGAUGGAGGACCCAAUGCAAAUUCUGUAAAGGGGGAAAAAAAAAAAAAGCUUAUGGUGAAAGUAAAGCUACAUGGCUUUGAGUAACCAUGGAGACCAAUGCUUUUCUGAUGCAGAAAUAAAUGAACUCAACCUUUUCAUAUUUAUUAGUGGGACUGAUGAUGAAAGAUAAAGUUGAAUUAAAAUAUAAACCAAUAGAAGACAGACCUAGUCAAUGUCUCUGCCCCUGCAAUGCAGGUUAUUGUAAUGGAUUAUUACAAAUAAGCUGGUAUUACAGAGAAGCAAAUUAGUUAUGAAAGUAACAAAAUACUCUUAGUUAUACUAACCUGUUUCUCCAAAUAUCAGCUGCUUUAUUAACAGAAAUGAACAGACAGUACACACAACAUAUUCCUGAAAUCUUUUGGUUCUGAUAAAAAUUGAAAUAAACUUGUUUUAAUGCCA
Aquila chrysaetos chrysaetos is the source of this 1860-nucleotide messenger RNA. RefSeq names its product breast carcinoma amplified sequence 4 (gene BCAS4). Gene Ontology annotation, cellular component: BLOC-1 complex. The record is from RefSeq and is a predicted model, not a curated record. The coding region runs from base 74 to 640 and encodes 188 amino acids. The transcript has 5 exons. NCBI's taxonomy places the organism in Eukaryota, Metazoa, Chordata, Aves, Accipitriformes, Accipitridae.